This is a messenger RNA of Metarhizium album ARSEF 1941, 3477 nucleotides long. RefSeq lists its product as uncharacterized. The record is from RefSeq and is a predicted model, not a curated record. The transcript is spliced from 4 exons. Gene Ontology annotation, biological process: regulation of DNA-templated transcription. Lineage: Eukaryota; Fungi; Ascomycota; Sordariomycetes; Hypocreales; Clavicipitaceae. The coding region runs from base 1 to 3477 and encodes 1158 amino acids.
AUGUCUUUGCCUCGCACACCUCCUCGCAGGUCGCGGAGCCCUAGUCCCAGUGAUCAAUCACAAAGAGGAAAGCGACACAAAUCCAGUCGGCGACGCAGAUCUAGUCCUUCCACAGUUGAAGACCGACCACAAUCCGCGAGUAGCUCUGCUACGAGUAUCGGUCAGUUCUACGGCCUCGGGGACGAAAAUGCACUCGAUAACCUGUUCGCCUCUUUCCCGCAAACACUUUCAAGUCUCCCACACCCCCAUGGUUCACAGGGCCGCCAUGAGCCUGCAUGGGGCCUUCGAUCUGACUAUGAGAUAUAUCUUCAAAAUGACUUCUUCCGUGGAAAAAGAUGGAGCCAGCGAGUCAGAGCGCUUAUACCAGGCCCAGAAUUUGAUCCAUUCGCCUCUGAACCUCCCGAAUCACCCCCAUCCGCCCAGCAUCUCCCAACAAGGACAAGAGCCGAGUUCGAGUCCGCAAUGCGCAUAGUACGAGAGGUUACCGGCGAAGGUCGAAGGCUAACUGUAGACCUUGCUCGAUCAUACGAACGUGUACAAGCUUGGCGAGAGAGAUGGGGAUGGUCACCAUUAAGUUUCGAAGCAUAUGACUCUCCUCCACCGUACUCUCCACCUCGUAGGUCACCCACACAACCUCCUCGAAUAUCACCGACGCCCGAAAAUAUUAGUUCCUCGCCUAUGCGACAGUCUCUAUCUCCCGCCCCGGAGCCAAUUCCGAACCCAAUAAUCCCUGGCGACCCAGCGCCCUCGGCCGAAGUUCUUUUUAAAACAACCAACGCAUUUGCAAAGGAGAACGGAUUUGGUAUUAUUCGGCGGAAUAAAUAUUCCUAUAAGGGACGGUUGAUUAGGUACUCCAUUCAAUGCGACCGGUUUGGACAAUCUCGGGCCUCGGGGGGUUCUGGUCUUCGAACCCGAAGGUCUCGGAAGUGUGAUUGCAAAUGGAUGAUAAUUGCUGAAGCCCUAGAGGAAGGCAAGUGGCUUCUUCGACAACAUAGAGACCCGAAACAUCACCAGCAUAACCAUGAACGGAGUAUUACGCCAUCUGCGCAUGUUUCCCACCGCCGCCUUACUACACCAGUUAAAGCAACCAUCGAGUCAGCAAGCCGUCGCGCGGGUAUUCGAGCCAGUGAUGUAGCUGCUAUGGUUGAGGAGCAAUUCCCCGAUACAACACUCCUGCGGAAGGAUAUCUAUAAUGCCCGUUCGUUCAUUAACCGAGAGAAGCUAAAUGGCUAUACACCUACUGCGGCAUUGAUCAAACUCUUUGAUGAGAAGAAGAUCCCAUACAUCGCGAAAUGGGCCGAUGAUGAUCCAGAUAGACUGCUUGGUCUUGUCUGGACCUUUCCGUACUGUCUACAGAUGUGGAAGCGCUUCCCCGAGGUUAUUAGCUUUGAUAACACAUAUAACACUAAUCGCUUCAAGCUUCCUUUAUUCCAGGCUACUGGCCAAACCUGUCUUGGAACUGUGUUCAAUGCUGCAUUUGGCUUAAUAGAUAACGAGAGGAGGGAGGGGUUCCAAUUCCUUGCAGAGAGUGUUCGCAAGCUCAUUACAAAACACUCACUCAGGGAACCAGAUGUCAUCAUCACAGACUUCGACAAGGCUAUGAAAGCUGCCGUUAAUGAUCAGUUUCCAAAUGCACAGCAACAGCUUUGUAUUCAUCAUAUCCUUUCAAACGUUUUGCUUAAAUCGAAGACUAGGUGGACGGGCCAACGUGAGGACAGUACUACUAGCCCUAGCGCUAGUGACAGUGAAGACAUUCCCUCACAGGCGGAUGGCGGGUUGAGCACUACAGAUAAGCAUCUGAUCGAAGAUCGGUCGAGUAGUGAUAAGAUUCCUCAUACUUACCAAGGCGUUGUUUUAAUGUGGAAAAAGGUUCUCUAUGCCGAGACUGAGGAAGCGUUUGAGCAGGCAUGGAGAGAUCUUUGUAAAGAGUUCGACGACCAACGAGCGAUCUUACAAUACCUCUACUCGACUUAUAUGCCUGUUAGUGCUCAAUGGGCACGUUGCUUUAUCCGUCGUUAUCGUAACUUCGGAAUCCGAGUUACGUCCGGCACAGAAGCAAGCAACAAUAAUAUCAAAAGCUAUCUAUUAAAUGGCAUGAGCCACCUCUACCGACUCGUCGAGGCAAUGCAGGAUAUGAUACAUGACCAAGAACGUGCCUUUAAGGAUGCCUGUGGACAGGAUGAUGUCCUGACUGCUCCACAAUACCUAGGUUCGAUGGGAAACUAUCUUGGUGAACUACGAACAACCAUGUCAUCGAAAGGACUUGGGUUAAUCAACAAGCAAUACUGUAUUGCUCGCAAAUUUCUGCCGACGGGGAAGAAUCCCUUCCCCGACUCUAUUGGACUUUGCGACGACGACUGUACGGUCUCUAUUGAGCUGGGAAUCCCAUGCUAUCAUAAAGUCUACGCAAAGCUAGAUUCUGACACACGUUUCACUAAAUGGGAGGUCCACCCACGCUGGCGACUACGGGAAUCGGCAUCUCAAGAUCCAUACCGACGAAUUCUUGACCCGAAAGUUGCCACUGCACUACGUGGAAGGCCAAAGAAUACAGCGCAGGUUAUCCCAGAAAGCCUAGCUAUUACAUCAAGUAGCCGAUCUGAUAAUCAACCAAGUGGGCGACGAGGUCGACCGCCAGGAAGUCUCAAUAAGCCAACUCUUGCUAGGAGAGUGCAUAAAGCUACUCGAGAAACCAUCACACAAACUGGUGGCCAAAUUGGCAUCUCAGCCCAGCAAGGGCCAGGUAGACCUUCUAAAGUCCUAAAUGCUGGGAAUACGACAGGCGUGCGGUACAGUGGACGGAGGACGCAACGAAACAUUCGCAGGACAAGGAGUCAAUGGGAACUGGCUAAGAGUGAUGACGAAGAUCCAGAUUGUAUCGUUGCGGCCGAGAGGAUCCAGACCGACAGUAAUGGCGUUCAGUCGCGAAUCUCUGCCGUUAAAACCUCUCUAGAUGACUUCAUUACCACGUUCGCGAACUGGGCCAAAGGCAGGGAGGGGGAACUCACCGACCUUAUCAAGCAGAUCAAGCAGGACUUGAUUCGCCUUGAGAGGCAGCUGGCAGACAGGCAGACGCAGUUGGAGGCCCUCACGCAUUUUACCCAGGGUCUUGCCCCCAUUACAGCUGCGCUCGCGGCGGCUUUCCCUCCCUACAGCUCGCUCAUUGCGAUUGCCGGUCUGCUUUUUUCUGGCUUGUCUCUUGCCACCACCACUGCCCUCAUAAAGGAGAUUGGCAUGCUCAAACAUGAGGUCGCCCAGAAGACUAAACAGAAAGAGGAGCUUGGUGCGGAACUGGAAGCCAUCAGACAAGCCCGAGAAGAACUAGAGGAGACUGGAACAGCAUCCAUAUCCUUGUUCGGGGACAGCAUUAGCGCCAUGCCUGCGGUUUCCACCGCGGCGGUGGUGGAGGCUAAAAGCAUACUGGGCUGGCUCAAGGCUGGGGCACCGCAGCAAGUAAGUUCUACUAUUGCCGUGAUCUAG